Messenger RNA from Acanthoscelides obtectus, 1440 nucleotides. NCBI's taxonomy places the organism in Eukaryota, Metazoa, Arthropoda, Insecta, Coleoptera, Chrysomelidae. The record is from the annotation of a GenBank genome assembly.
GUUGGACAGUAGCUCGCAUCCGAGUUACUUCAACAAUUUUUGUUUUCACUCGCCUACUGGGCCGACAGCAACGCGCAUAUGGCGACAGCUCGGACGUCAUUCGCAUCGUUCGGACAUGUUCGGCAGUAGCUCGCCACUGUCAGCCCGCAAUUAGGAAGCAGAAGCUGUAUUUUACGUGUGCUGCGCCAAAAGCGUUUACCCAAUUCAAAAUGGGCUCAGAAAGGAGGUCUUCUGAGAAUAAUAUUACAUUCAUGAAUCUCUACAGAGAACCAGAAAACCUAUGGAAUUGUUUUGAUAAAAAUCAUAAAAAUAGAGAUAUGAGAAAAGCAUCUUUGCAAUACAUUGCAAACGAAAUGAGUCUAGUUAACACCAAUGAGGUAACUCGGAAAAUAAAAAAUUAUGAUCUACCUAUAACCAAGAACGCGCGAAAAUCGAAAAAAGUAAAAAGAGUGGAUCUGGGUCGGAAAAUGUUUACAAGUCAUCCUUAAAAUGGUUCGAUAUAAUGGAUUAUAUAAUGAAAACAAUUAAUUUGAAAGAAAAGGAAACAACAAGCAAUCUGCCUGACGAUACACCAUCGGGAUCCAAAAUUUUGGAAGAUGAUGUUAGUCGGGACAUUGAUGAUAAAACUGAUAAUAAAUCAAUCGACUCCAGCGACAGCUCGUUGAUCAAAAAUAAAAAUCCAGCUCAAGUUAAAAAUAAAAUAAAGUACCCAAGAAACGAGUGGAAUUGCAGCAGCUAUUAAUGAGCUUAAACAACUAAAUAGUACUAUACAAACUUCCAGUUGUUUUCUCAGCAAUGUCAUGAGUACGAUGUUAUUGGAAAACAUGUCGCUAUUCAACUGAGACAGCUGCCAUUACUCGAUUUUAUAGACGCCAAAGAUGAAAUCCAACAAGUACUUUCCCGAUACCGAAAAAAGCUAUAUAUGCCCGAAACACAUCUGCGUUUUCCUCAUAUAAUACAUCGUCGCAAACGUCCUAUAUAUCGAUGACAUCACCAGGAUCCAGUGAACCAGUGAUUCAUUCCAGGACCUGUCCCAAUAUCUGAUCGGCCCGCAGAAACAGUUUCUCGGCAGCCAGUUCAAACAGUUGUUGGACAACCAUCAAAUGCAUCAUGAUAUGAACAAUAUUCAAUAACUUUUAUCCUCUGUGUUAGUUUUGUGUUAAUUUUGUAUGACUUGGUUUGUCUUUAAUAAAUGAAUGAAUUUAUGUAUGAUCCACACAUGUGCCAUUGAAUAAGUUAACUGAACCUUUGAAGAAUCAACUCAUGAAACACUUACCACAUUUCUACUUACCUGCAAAUAUUCGUCCAAAGCUUCAUACAUAACGUCACAAACUUCUGGAAUAAAUUUUGAUAUGGAGGAUUUUUAAAUCCUGAAAAAUAUUGCUAACAGCCUGUAUGAUAUUCCUGAGCUUAGAAAACACAUGACUACUUCUAACUUUA